UGAUGGACACUGCACACCGAGCCAGUUGUGUCAAGUUAUAGUCAGAGUGGGUCAGGUCGGACGCAUUCUUUGGCGUUCCUGCGUUCUGCUGAUGCUCGUGAUACCGUUGCACCUGUCAACUUGAGGAGAAUUUUAAGGAGAACCUGACUCGUCGGAUUAAUAUGCAUUUGCGCUGAUUCGAACGAUCUGGAGAUCUGCGAGUCCACGAGGAGGCUUUUAAAGCAACUCGGCUGGUUUCUGUCGAUCUCAAGCUCGUGGUUUGACAUGUCAAAUCCAUCGGAGCGCAUUAAUUAUGUACAAGAUAGUAGCAGUGAUACGGAGACUGAUUACAAGGAGAGCGACGGAAGAGGAAGGAAUCGCUUGUAUAAGAAUAGGCUGAGUUGUGGUGGCUCGUCGAAGCCGAAAUCUUGUCUGGUACAGAGGGACGGCAGCGACGAUCGGCAUUGUCAUUCUUUCAAUUCCGGCAGAAAUUCGCAGGGCAGUGCAAGUCUGACAAAUCAUCCGAACAGGAUUCGCUCGAACGUCGGCGUGGCGAAACAGAAUCAGAAUCAGUAUCAAAGCGGCAGCAGCAGCAGAGAUAACGCAAUGUCGGGGGCAACGACGACGGGCUCUACCACGGGCAGCAGCAAUCAGCCAGCCAGUGACGAAAGGAUUACCCUUAUCGUCGACAAUACCAGAUUUAUCGUCGAUCCAGCUUUGUUCACGGCGCAUCCAAACACCAUGUUGGGCCGCAUGUUCAGCUCGGGGAUAGAAUAUGCCCAGCCGAAUGAACGCGGCGAGUACGAGGUUGCCGACGGCAUUUCCGCCAUGGUAUUUCGCGCGAUCCUGGAGUAUUACAAAGGUGGAAUAAUCCGUUGCCCCCCGACUGUGAGUGUUCAAGAAUUGCGGGAGGCCUGCGAUUACCUGUUGGUGCCUUUCGAUGCCAGCACGGUCAAGUGCCAGAAUCUCAGAGGACUGUUACACGAGUUAUCGAACGAGGGUGCACGUUGCCAGUUUGAAGUGUUCCUGGAGGAUCUGAUUUUGCCUUUGAUGGUGAACAGCGCACGGCGCGGUGACCGCGAGUGUCACAUUGUUGUUCUACUCGAAGACGAUGUCGUCGACUGGGACGAGGAGUAUCCGCCCCAGAUGGGUGAAGAGUAUUCUCAAACUAUCAACAGCACGGCAAUGUAUCGUUUCUUCAAGUACAUCGAGAACCGGGACGUGGCGAAGCAAGUGAUGAAGGAGCGCGGUCUCAAAAAAAUCCGCUUAGGCAUCGAAGGUUAUCCAACCUACAAGGAGAAGGUGAAAAAACGUGCCGGUGGUCGCGCCGAAGUCAUCUACAAUUACGUUCAACGACCCUUCAUUCACAUGUCCUGGGAAAAGGAGGAGGCCAAGAGCCGUCACGUGGACUUUCAAUGCGUGAAGUCCAAGUCGGUGACGAAUCUUGCCGAAGCCACAGCCGAUCCUGUCCUGGACGCGGCUGGGAAUCCUAUGCUUCUUCAGGUGGCCGAAGGAGCGAUUCCCCAGUCAGAAGUGAUCGGACUAUCCAUGGGUGCGGAUGCUGACGUCGACGGGCCAAUGGGUUCCGGCUUGGAUCAAGACCUGGGCCCGCUGCCACCUGACGAAUUGCCGUGAAUUCGUGAAUGUAUUCAUUGCACACGUUGAUUUCCGAGGAGGAGCAAAAGACUCUGUAAUAGAUGUCGCAAAGCAUCCCUCGAAUCGAUUCGACCUCGCAUUCUGUUCUCUCACAUUCACGCGAAUUUCAAAGAGAUGCAUUGAAUUUGAUCCGAUAGUAUUACAAAAAACCACUAUUAAGUGUAUCGCAGCUUGGAGGCUCCCUCCCUCCCCCUCCCUUCCCCGCAAAGUUUUCUUUUCAUUCGAUUUGUCCUUAUUAAGGAAAUCCGUUUUAAAGACUUAUUUAAAGGAUGAUUAACAGAAGGAAAGACGAGGGAACGUUUUCAAUAAUCAUCAGAACGUGUCCGUUCCGUUUGCUUUGAAUGGUUCCCUCAAGUCGCGGCAUAUAUCCUGAUUCGAGAAUCCCUUUUGAGAGAUUAAAAAAACGACAUCUCGAAAAUUAAUGGAUUACUUUCUCUAGUGUUUUUCGGCGGAGCAGCUCUAUUCUACACGACACGUUAAUCGCAUCAAAUUAGAAAUUUAAUUUGAGAAAAGGUGGACAUUUUUCUCCUUACCUCAUUCUGCUUUGCUCAUGAGGUUCUUUCGUAAUUUUGUACAUACUAGUGGUUAGACUGACUUUUUUGCGAUUAUGUAAGUGUACGCGCGAAGCCACGAUCGAUGUAUCGUCUACUAUCACUGUCUUCUACUACUGUCUCGCUUAGCCGUUUUAUACCGAAUAUUAUUACAUUAUUACACUAAAUAAAGUUGAAUACGAUUUCUCAAU
This is a messenger RNA of Ooceraea biroi (clonal raider ant), 2377 nucleotides long. Its product is annotated as BTB/POZ domain-containing protein 10. Gene Ontology annotation, cellular component: cytoplasm. Lineage: Eukaryota; Metazoa; Arthropoda; Insecta; Hymenoptera; Formicidae. Gene Ontology annotation, biological process: positive regulation of phosphorylation. Gene Ontology annotation, molecular function: protein binding. The record is from RefSeq and is a predicted model, not a curated record.